AUAAAUUUAAGUGAAAUGGCUCCUCCAAUAGCUAUACUGCCACCGCAGGAGACGCUGCAAAAUAUUCCACCCCUCAUAUCAGUUAGCUCCUGUAUUGUUUUGGCUAUCAUCUAUGUGGGCAGUCUCUACGUAUGGAGCACCAAACACAAUCGUGAUCAUCCGACGACAAUAAAGCGACGAUUUGCCAGCGUAUCAUGUGUCAUGGUAAUCGCGCCGCUAUUCGUGUAUUAUUUCUCAUCACCACAAUUGCUGCAGCGUGAGCCAUUCCUGAAGUUAAUUGGCUUUCGCUUGGAGGGAUUAUGGCAGGCGGUACUGAUUCCCUAUCUGCUCACAGCGCUUCUAUUUCUGGGACCUAUAUUUGUGAACAUGCAGAACGAAUCGUUCAGUUCCUACUUCAAUAUAGACUACUGGCGCGGCUCCUGCAGUAACAUUAUCUGGAUACGUAACUUGGUGAUGGCUCCCCUGAGUGAGGAAUUCGUCUUUCGCGCCUGCAUGAUGCCACUUAUUCUACAAAGUUACCCGCCAAUUACUGCCGUAUUUAUAACACCUCUAUUCUUUGGUGUUGCUCACCUGCAUCACAUUGCCGAGAGAUUGAGCAUGGGCAUGGAGCUUAGUACCGCGUUGCUAAUCGGUGUGUUCCAGUUCACCUAUACGACUCUCUUUGGCUUCUAUUCGGCAUAUUUGUUUGCUCGCACGGGGCAUUUUGUAGCACCUCUGUUGGCUCACGCUUUGUGCAACCAUAUGGGAUUGCCUGACGUGCAGGAUCUUUGGCAGCAGAAUCUGUGGCGACGUGUUCUUGCGAUAGUUUUGUAUGUAGUAGGGCUUGUUGGUUGGAUUUUCCUGCUGCCCAUCGCUACUGAACCGUCGCUGUACAGCAAUAAGCUUUAUUGGAAUGUCUAAAGGCCAAAAAGGAAAUAUUGUAAUCAUUGUAUUGUUGCCAUAUUUUAGAGUUCAUUGUCCCAUACGUACAUAAAGGCUUAUGUAUAUUAUUUAGUCAUAUCAUAGAAAACCGACUGUACAAUGUAUUAAUAAGUCUUCCGUUAAAUAAAUAAACAGUAGCUAUUUUUA
Messenger RNA from Drosophila arizonae, 1068 nucleotides. RefSeq names its product Ras converting CAAX endopeptidase Sras (gene Sras). The record is from RefSeq and is a predicted model, not a curated record. Gene Ontology annotation, cellular component: endoplasmic reticulum membrane. NCBI's taxonomy places the organism in Eukaryota, Metazoa, Arthropoda, Insecta, Diptera, Drosophilidae. Gene Ontology annotation, biological process: CAAX-box protein processing. Gene Ontology annotation, molecular function: metalloendopeptidase activity.